Molecule: messenger RNA, 519 nt
Organism: Knipowitschia caucasica
Lineage: Eukaryota; Metazoa; Chordata; Actinopteri; Gobiiformes; Gobiidae
Source: the annotation of a GenBank genome assembly
AUGUGUGACGUCAUGUGUGACAUCAUGUGUGACGUCAUGUGUGACGUCAUGUGUGACGUCAUGUGUGACAUGUGUGACGUCAUGUGUGACAUCAUGUGUGACGUCAUGUGUGACAUCAUGUGUGACAUCAUGUGUGACAUCAUGUGUGACGUCAUGUGUGACGUCAUGUGUGACAUCAUGUGUGACAUCAUGUGUGACGUCAUGUGUGACAUCAUGUGUAACAUCAUGUGUGACGUCAUGUGUGACAUCAUGUGUGACAUCAUGUGUGACAUCAUGUGUGACAUCAUGUGUGACAUCAUGUGUGACAUCAUGUGUGACAUCAUGCGUGACAUCAUGUGUGACGUCAUGUGUGACAUCAUGCGUGACGUCAUGUGUGACGUCAUGUGUGACAUCAUGCGUGACAUCAUGUGUGACAUCAUGCGUGACGUCAUGUGUGACGUCAUGCGUGACGUCAUGCGUGACAUCAUGCGUGACGUCAUGUGUGACGUCAUGCGUGACGUCAUGCGUGACAUUGCGUGA